GUUGAUUUGACGUUGACGUAUCGGUACAAUAUUUAAAUGUAAGGUUAUCUAUCAAAGAUUUUAUACUUUUAUAUAGUAUAUUUAUGAUAUAAACUAAUAAUUUAGCUGGUUUAUUUCGAAUUGACAUGGCUCAAUUGGCGGAAAGCAUUUUGAAUUACGUAUCCCAGAACGGGGAUGUGAAUACCAUAAAGUUAGCUAAACAUUUCAACGAAGAUCACCAGAAGGUGAUAGGGGCCUUAAAGAGUAUCCAAGCACACGGUGAUUUAUUGUUAGCAGAGCCGGUUAGUGAGAAAAAAGUCGAACUUACCGAUGAAGGGAGACUAGUAGCAGAAAAUGGCAACCACGAAGCUAAUAUUUUUAAAGCUGUACCUCAAGAUGGCAUCCCUCAAGCGGAUUUAAUGAAAAUACCAAACGCUAAAGUCGGUUUUAGCAAAGCAAUGUCCGCCGGAUGGAUAGUAGUGGAUAAAUCAAUAACCCCACCGUUAGUUAAAAGAAAAGUUCCCGAAAUCGAAGAUUUAGUUCAGAAUCACCUGAAGGUAAUAGAAACAGGCGGCACCUCGAACAUAUCGGAAAAAGACAAGCAGGAUUACAAAAAACGAAAACUAAUUCAGGAGGUCAUUAUAAAAAGCUACGAUUUGAAAAAAGGUCCAGAAUUCAGCACGAGUCUGACGAAACUAGAAACCGAUCUAACCGGCGAAAUGUUAACAACAGGCUCGUGGAAAAACCUAAAAUUCAAAGACUACAACUUCGACGCUUUGGGCGCUCCUUUAGAAUCAGGAUAUCUGCACCCGCUGCUCAAAGUACGAUCAGAAUUCAGGCAAAUCUUCCUGGAAAUGGGCUUCUCCGAAAUGCCUACAAACAAUUACGUGGAGAAUUCAUUCUGGAACUUCGACGCGCUCUUCCAGCCCCAACAGCACCCCGCCAGGGACGCCCACGACACCUUCUUCAUCUCCGAUCCACCCGUGAGCACCAAAUUCCCCCAAGACUACUUGGAGCGAGUCAAGAAGGUCCACAGCAAAGGUGGCUACGGUUCCCAAGGUUACGGCUACGAUUGGAAGAUAGAAGAAGCCCAAAAGAACGUGCUCAGAACUCAUACAACGGCUGUGAGUGCUCGGAUGUUGUACAAAGCGGCUCAACAGAAAGAAUUCAAACCGAUCAAGCUGUUCAGUAUCGAUAAAACCUUCAGAAACGAAACUUUGGACGCCACUCAUUUGGCCGAAUUCCAUCAAGUCGAAGGCGUGAUAGCCGAUUACGGUUUAACGCUCGGCGAUUUGAUCGGCGUAUUCGCGGAAUUUUUCAAAAAAUUAGGCAUCGAUCAAUUGGAGUUCAAGCCCGCUUACAAUCCGUACACGGAGCCCAGUAUGGAGAUAUUCUGUUUCCAUCCAGGGUUAGGGAAAUGGAUCGAAACUGGAAACUCGGGCAUAUUCCGGCCGGAAAUGUUGUUACCAAUGGGCUUGCCCGAGGACGUUUGCGUAAUAGCCUGGGGACUGUCUUUGGAACGGCCCACUAUGAUCAAGUACGGGUUCAACAACAUCAGGGACUUGGUGGGGCCCAAGGUCGAUUUGGAAAUGGUGCAGAGGAGUCCGAUUUGUAGAUUGAACAAAUAACUCGACGGGCUUAAAUUCGGGUAAAGAAAGUAAAUGAUAUAUAUUUAAAUCUUAACAAUAAAUAGUAAUUUGUAAUACCGAACGAAUAGUGUUGUUCAUCGUGGACGCUUCAGAAAGCUUCUUCGUUCUAUCCGGCGAAUGUCUUUCUAUUUCGAAUCAAUUUCUAUCACAUUUGCGACACAUUCGCCUCGUUUCAACAGAAACCAUCUCGUUGGAUGAUCAUUCGAAACCCAUCACGUGCUUCGACCAUUUCCGAUAUCUACCCAGCUGCAUCGAAUUGGAAUUCUUCGCCGCGAAAUUCCUCUCGCACGUAGACAAUAUCUCGUACAGGACGUAAUCGUCCUGUUUGACGGACAUUUUGAGUUUGUUAUCCGAGGGAUCCGGCUUCGUGCUUCGAUCCGGCGCUCCGGAAUCGGUCACGUUCCUGCCGUCGGCGAGUUGGAGAAUUUCGCUGUUGAAUUUCGAUUUGAAUUCGGAUCCGUGAUAGUCGUGGGGCGCCUUGAGGAGAUGGUGGAUUAGGAAUUUCCUGUGGCUGUAGAGCGCCUCGUGUUCCGGGUAUAUCUCGUUUAUUUGAUCGAUUAGGAUGAAUAAAUCGUAGAGUAGAAUGGAGAUGUAGUUUACGUACGAGCAGGUUUCUUCCAAUAAUCUGGAAAGGGGAUAUAAUUAUUGUUACCGUUAAUUGAAUAUUUUUAUGUUAAUUAACCUAGUUCGGUUUGGUUUUCCUAGCAGGUAAUCCAAUAGGUUUCUCCAGUCGCCGUCGUUGGAGGUUUUUAGUAGAGAUUUUACGACGAAAUUGUAGAACGACUCGUAAAUCGAUACGAUUCUUUUGUGUUCCUUGACCAAUUUGAUUAAAUACUGCCUGUAAUGGUAGCCGGUGUGCUCCGACACGUGUUCGUUGAUCCAUUCUUGGCUGUAAUUCAGCUCGGAAUAGACGAUUUGGCUGAUGUUGUGAUUGUAGGUCAGUAUGUUUUCCAUACACCUAAAAAAAUUAUUUACUGCAUUUUUUUAAGAUAAGCGAAUGCCAAUUGUACGAUACCAUAUGCGGUGAUUCCAACUGUGGUAAUUAUUUUGGCACUUGGUCGAAGCCAUGUGGACUACCUGGAAUUCCGCUUGCAAAAAAUGCGUCGGAAAUGCCAUGUGAUUUGCGGCCAUUUUAUUUAAAAUUCUCGAUAACAACCAUCGCCUGUAGGCGAACGCUUCGUUCGAUUUGCUCUUGUGACUCAGCACUAUUU
Molecule: messenger RNA, 2839 nt
Organism: Phyllotreta striolata
Lineage: Eukaryota; Metazoa; Arthropoda; Insecta; Coleoptera; Chrysomelidae
Source: the annotation of a GenBank genome assembly